AAGUUUAUAUAUAACAAGAGUUGUGAUUACCCAGUGAUUUGUAUCGUGACCGAGCUUUUGAGCGGACUGUUUACGAUUAACCUUAAGUAGUUGUACACAAUGAGUGCCAUUUUAAAUACGUUUAUUUUAUUAACGCAAGUCCUAGUUAUAUUUGCAGCGUUACCACCGAUCCAAAAAUGCCAGUUAUCUGAUCCAGAAUGUAUCAAAAAGUCUGCCCAGAGUUUCGUAGAAACAUUUACCGCUGGGAUCCCAGAGGUGGGCACUGAAGUUUUGGAGCCAGUGCACAUUGACGUCAUCAAGAUCGACCUGUCUGGCCUGAAGCUGACUGUCAGAGAUGCUGACAUUAAAGGACUCAAGAAAUCCGUGAUUGAUAAACUUAAGGUGGACACAGCGAAGAAAGUCAUCGAGCUGACCUACCAUGUGGCUCCUAUUGUGUUGAAGGGCAAGUACAAAGCUGGUGGUAUGUUGCUCAUCCUACCCAUCAGUGGAGACGGAGAUGUUACUAUCAAAAUCAAAAAUCUCGGAGUCACUCUGACUAUGCCAUACGACAUCGUUAAAAAUGAUCAAGGCAAGGACGUCAUCGAAUUGAAGAGUUACAAAUACACAUACGAGAACAAUGAAAACACUCACUUUAAACUGACCAACCUGUUCAAUGGAAACAAACAAUUGAGUGACGCCAUGCAUACAUUCAUGAAUGACAACUGGAAAGCGAUUUCCCAGGAAUUUGGUAACCCUAUGUUGGACAAACCAAUUCAAAAGAUAUACACCGCCAUCAAGAUUUUCCUGAAGUCUCAGCCCUUAGAAGAAAUAGCUGUUGUUUAAGUUGUUGCCAAAUAUUAAUUUAUGCUUAGUUCUACGUACGUGGUUUAGGAAUUGAUUCGUGUUUCUUUUUUAAUAAAAACAAAGUUGUAGAUGUUU
Molecule: messenger RNA, 918 nt
Organism: Spodoptera frugiperda (fall armyworm)
Lineage: Eukaryota; Metazoa; Arthropoda; Insecta; Lepidoptera; Noctuidae
Product: circadian clock-controlled protein daywake-like
Exons: 5
Coding region: 100-822 (240 amino acids)
Source: RefSeq, a predicted model, not a curated record